AUGGGCGCCGAAAACAAAUACUCGGUCAUCCUGCCGACCUACAACGAGCGCAGGAACCUCCCUAUCAUCGUCUGGCUCCUGGAGCGGACCUUUCGCGAGAACAACCUAGACUGGGAAAUCAUCAUCGUCGACGACGGCAGCCCCGACGGCACCCUGGACAUCGCCAAACAACUCCAAAAGCACUACGGCGCGAACCACAUCCUCCUACACCCCCGAGCAGGCAAACUCGGUCUGGGAACGGCCUACAUCCACGGCCUCCAAUUCACGACCGGCAACUACGUCAUCAUCAUGGACGCCGACUUCAGCCACCACCCGAAAUUCAUCCCGGAGAUGAUCCGCAUCCAGAAGCUGGGGGACGCCGACAUCGUAACGGGCACACGGUACGCAAGCCGCGAUGGCAUCAAGGGUGGUGUGUAUGGCUGGGAUUUGUUCCGCAAGUUUACUUCCCGUACGGCGAAUCUGAUUGCGGAUGUGAUGUUGAUGCCCGGGGUGAGUGAUUUGACGGGCAGUUUUCGGUUGUAUAAGAAGAGUGUGUUGGAGAAGGUGAUUCAUAGUACGCAGAGUAAGGGGUAUAGUUUUCAGAUGGAGAUGAUGGUGAGGGCGAAGGCCAUGGGGUUCAGGGUUGCUGAGUGUCCGAUUACGUUUGUGGAUCGGUUGUAUGGCGAGAGUAAGUUGGGGGGUAGUGAGAUUGUGGAGUAUUUGAAGGGAGUGGUGACGCUUUGGUUGAAGGUUUGA
Aspergillus luchuensis is the source of this 735-nucleotide messenger RNA. RefSeq names its product dolichyl-phosphate beta-D-mannosyltransferase (gene DPM1). Lineage: Eukaryota; Fungi; Ascomycota; Eurotiomycetes; Eurotiales; Aspergillaceae. The transcript has 2 exons. Gene Ontology annotation, cellular component: endoplasmic reticulum membrane. Gene Ontology annotation, biological process: GPI anchor biosynthetic process; protein O-linked glycosylation via mannose. Gene Ontology annotation, molecular function: dolichyl-phosphate beta-D-mannosyltransferase activity. The coding region runs from base 1 to 735 and encodes 244 amino acids. The record is from RefSeq and is a predicted model, not a curated record.